This is a messenger RNA of Macrosteles quadrilineatus (aster leafhopper), 1140 nucleotides long. RefSeq lists its product as uncharacterized. NCBI's taxonomy places the organism in Eukaryota, Metazoa, Arthropoda, Insecta, Hemiptera, Cicadellidae. Bases 19 to 1095 code for a protein of 358 amino acids. The transcript has 5 exons. The record is from RefSeq and is a predicted model, not a curated record.
GUUCAAUCCAUUUGUGCCAUGGAAGUAACACUGUGGGUUUUCGUGGUUUUCGUGUCAUCUCUGAUUCUUCAGAGCUCAGCUUUUAGAAACCUUUUUGGAACUAGUGUCAAGGGCCACGUUCUGUUUUGUCCUAAAAAAUAUGAACUCUUUUAUGGUUUAUUGCAACACAAUACGAUCAAACCGGAGGAUAGUAUGAACGAUCUUCUAGCACGUAGAAAAACGUCAUUUCAAUUUUCGUUGAAUGUUAAGUGCGUAAAACAGAACGAUGAAGCUACGGUGUUUGUAUACGCUCCAGAAGGAUACUUGGUUGAUAGAUUGAAGUUUGAGAGCAAAGAAGAUUGUGACAAAUUGAAGGACCUCGCAGAUAUAGUUGGGCAGCCAGAAUGGGUUAGGGAUGAAUACGGAUAUGAGGAGAUAGAAUACACCAUAAUGUACACGUUGGUUGGGGAAGUACCUCGGUGUCUCGCUAGAAUCUACAAGCUCAUUACAUUUCAGUACUACAUCAAAUUACAAAUAGGGAAGCCACAACUGAUGGAUUGCAAAGAGAAAACUGUGAUUGGGGAUGCAGAAAUUAACUAUGAGAAAGAAGAAUUGUUUCCAUGGGGUAAUUAUGAAAUCAUGGAUUUUAUCAAAGAUGCUGAAUUUGUCGGUGAACCUUCCUCUAUCACUUUAAAAGCUGACUCAAACAUCAAGCUCAAGUGCCAACAAUACACCAAGAAAGAAAGAAAAGAGGACGGAUCGAUACAAUCAACCCUCCUUGCAAUUGGAUACAUAACUUAUGAGAAUUUAAUCUUAGAAAGGUUAUUUCUAGACUCUUGUCCAGUUGACCACGUUGAAGGGGUGUACAUUAACCGUCUACCGAAAACGUUGGACCCCUCGUAUGAAAAAGAAUUUACACUUGUCUUCAAAACCACAAAAGGACCCUGUUUUAAAAUAUCCAUUAGCUAUCGGUUUCAACUGAAAUUUCGACCUCUAAAAAAAACAGCUAACAUUUACCGAUACAACCAUCGCGAAGUCAAUUGUCCAAAUGUUUGGAACAGUGACGCAGCCUUCAACGUGAAACCACCCUGGCGCAUAACUAAGUGGUUUAACUGACUGGUUUAACUGACUGGUGGUGACUAGUUUGUACUCCUUGAUUUC